CCACCAUCUACAGGGGCAUUGCCAGUCCAUUGAAGAUACGACCACAGAUGUCGAGGUUGGAUGGGGAAACACGUGGCCCUCACCAUGCCCACCAUCUUCCCGGAAUUGGAUCUGGAGAACUUUGAGUACGAUGAUUCUGCUGAGGCCUGUUAUGUGGGCGACAUUGUGGCCUUUGGGACCGUCUUCCUGUCCAUCUUCUACUCCCUCGUCUUUGCCUUCGGUCUGGUGGGAAAUCUGUUGGUGGUACUCGCCCUCACCAACAGCCGGAAGCCCAAGAGCAUCACCGACAUCUACCUCCUGAACCUGGCCUUGAGUGACCUGCUCUUUGUGGCCACCUUGCCCUUCUGGACUCACUACUUGGUCAGCGAGGAAGGCUUCCACAACGCCGUGUGCAAGCUCACCACUGCCUUCUUCUUCAUCGGCUUCUUUGGGGGCAUAUUCUUCAUUACCGUCAUCAGCAUCGAUAGGUACCUGGCCAUUGUCCUGGCCGCCAACUCCAUGAACAACCGAACGGUGCAGCAUGGUGUCACCAUCAGUCUGGGCGUCUGGGCGGCGGCCAUCUUGGUGGCGGCACCCCAGUUCAUGUUCACAAAGAGAAAGGAAAACGAGUGUCUGGGUGAUUACCCCCAAGUCCUCCAGGAAAUCUGGCCCGUGCUCCGCAACUCGGAAGCAAACAUCCUGGGCUUUGUGCUGCCCCUGAUCGUCAUGAGCUUCUGCUACUUCCGAAUCCUCCAGACUCUGUUUUCCUGCAAGAAUCAGAAGAAGGCCAGGGCCAUCCGACUCAUCCUCCUCGUGGUGGUGGUCUUCUUCCUCUUCUGGACACCCUACAACAUCGUCAUCUUCAUGGAGACUCUCAAAUUCUACAACUUCUUCCCUAGUUGUGACACGAAGAGGGACCUGAGGCUGGCCCUCAGUGUGACGGAGACAGUGGCGUUCAGCCACUGCUGCCUCAACCCCCUCAUCUACGCUUUUGCUGGGGAAAAGUUCAGGAGAUACCUUGGACACCUGUACAGGAAGUGCCUGGCUGUGCUGUGCUGCCGUCCUGUCCACGUCAAUUUCACACCGGAAUCCCAGCGGAGCAGACAGGAGAGCAUCCUGAGCAGCUUCACUCGUUACACAAGCGACGGAGAGGGCUCUCUCCUGCUCUGAAAGGCCUGGACCCCACUGCGAGCCCAGACUCUCUGCUGCUCUGAAAGGCCUGGACCCCACUGUGAGCCCAGACUCUCUCCUGCUCUGAAAGGCCUGGACCCCCUGUGAACCCAGACUUCGACUCUGACUCCGGGUAAUGAAGACAGACUUUCUCCUGCUGUGUCCUAUGUGCAAGAAACAUGGACUAGAUGCCUACAAAACAACCCCACAGUGUUUUUGAAAAAUUUUUGUUCAAUUCAUGAACAAUACACAUAUUGCUGGCUGUAAAUGCUGAACGCUGGGGCUUACGCAUGACAAGGCUUCUAACCCGACUGGAUAAGUCACAAGGGGUGGCGAGGGUCAUUCACGUGAUCAUGUGGGGGAGAGGCUGAUUAAAUCCUCAGACUGAGAGGAAACCAAGCUUUGAAUCCAGCUAGAACGUCCCCUCUCUGGCCUUCAGCCUCUGAGUACUGACAGGCCAUCCAGACACACUUUCCAUAGCCUCAGCGUCAGAGAAGGACCUGGUCUCUCUCCGAUUUCAAGGUCAGCAUUUCCAGGGAAGGACUUCCACUGGCCAAGCUGUGUCACGUGCCCAUCCCUUGAUUCCUCUUGAGGAAGAGACCUGGUCAGUCAUCCUCACCAACAUAGACCAUGAGACCCUAUUUGGACAAGUUUAACAGAACUGCCAUAUAUGGGCUGCCUGUGCAUGCUUCAGCAUUGCCAGGGCAUGCAUGCAUGCAUUCAUUCAUUCAUUCAUUCAUUCAUUGAAAUAGAACUGAUCUAAGAUAUUAUUGGAACCUGAAGGUUGGAGGUUGAGGAAGAUAUAUUUCUAAGAAAUUGGAGGGUGGGAACUACCCUGAUAAGACAGAACAAGAUCGGCUCCUCUGCCUUACGACGGGACUGACUGACCCAGGCUCUCCCCUCAGCAACCAGCCUGUGUCUACUGCCAGCUUCUUAAUUAAACCCAUCUUGAGAAUGUCCUGAAAAUUCCAAGGGCUCCCACUGACCACUGCAUCAAAUGUAAACUCAAGUGCCUGGCCUCUGAGACCAGGGACAUAAGAUGCAGUUCUAAAAAUAGACUCUACACUGCCCCCUCCUCCUUCCCAAAGGACCCCACCCACGCUGCUGCCAGGUCCCUUCCAUUUGUCUUUACCCAUAUCCCUCUGCUUCUCUCAACACCCCCCACUGGGGGGAGGCAGGAGAUACAAAGAAUCUCACCCCAGAGUGAAGGGAUGGAUUUAUAUCCCAGCUCUGUCACUUGUAAUUGGGGAGACCGGAACCAACAGAGCUUCAGCCCCUCACCUAUAAAAGGGGGACAGUGGUGGCCUCAUCUAUUCUAGCACGGCAAAUCAGCCAGGAAUUUAGCUUCCCCUGUGUCUGGCACUGUUGAGCUGCCUCUGAGAGAUAGCACAGAUGGAGUGGGAGGAGCCUGCAGGAGACAGCCAGACAAGAGACCCCCAUUCCCACAGUGAUGCUCAGCGGCACCUAGAUCUACAGACCCCUAACCAUCUCCCUGCUGUCAAUCAAGAGCCAGGCUGUGAGAGCAGCUUGCUUUCUGCCCUCAACCCGAAAGCAUCAUGUGGUCUAACCACAGGAGACCCUCACAGCUGCACCCACUGACUGGGGACUGCACAGUUCUGUAACUUGCUUUCUAAAAAGCGCUGGGUCCCAAUUGCUCUCUGUUCCGGUGUAGCACUGUAAUAACCAUUUGAGAAGUCUCCCCCCCCCCCCCCGAUGGUGGCACUGAGGAAGCUGUGGCAUGUGGCUCACUGUGGCGUGUCUGAUAUCUCCUUGGCAGUCUGCGUGUUUGUUCCAAGGGCGGCAGACGGAGUCACAUCCCUCACAGACACGUCCAGCAUGUUGACAUUGCAACACAAUGCUGUCUUCUACAGCGGUCACAACUGAGAACCUCAAAAUUUAGUUACCAAAGUGGGGAGACGGGAAAGAUGGCUCAGUGGUUAAGAGCACUGGCUGCUACUCCAGAGGACUGGCGUUCAAUUUCCAGAACCCACUUAGUGUCUAACAAUGGUCUUUAACUCCAGUUCCAGGUGAUCCAACAGCCUCUUCUGGUUUCUGAGAGCACCAGGCAAAAACGUGGUGAACACACAUGCAUGCACAAAAAAAUAAGUAAAAACAAAAACAAAACCAGAAAAACUUGUUUGGUUUUUCAAGACAGGUUUUCUCUAUGUAACCCUGACUGUCCUGAAAUUCUUUGUAGACCA
Messenger RNA from Microtus oregoni (creeping vole), 3350 nucleotides. It is a transcript of the gene Cx3cr1, whose product is annotated as C-X3-C motif chemokine receptor 1. Gene Ontology annotation, cellular component: membrane. NCBI's taxonomy places the organism in Eukaryota, Metazoa, Chordata, Mammalia, Rodentia, Cricetidae. Gene Ontology annotation, biological process: chemotaxis; immune response; G protein-coupled receptor signaling pathway. The record is from RefSeq and is a predicted model, not a curated record. The coding region runs from base 61 to 1149 and encodes 362 amino acids. Gene Ontology annotation, molecular function: C-X3-C chemokine receptor activity. The transcript is spliced from 2 exons.